Messenger RNA from Ostreobium quekettii, 471 nucleotides. The record is from the annotation of a GenBank genome assembly. Lineage: Eukaryota; Viridiplantae; Chlorophyta; Ulvophyceae; Bryopsidales; Ostreobiaceae.
AUGGAGACGCGGAUCCGCUCGCAGUUCGGGAGCGGCUGCGACGCGCUGGUGGCGUCAUCAUCCUGUGCACCGCGGCCUGCGGUCGGCAGGUUGCAGAUUGUGGCGAAGACGGCGACGCCGCGGGAACAGAGGAUUCUUCGACACAGGCGCAUCCGAGCAAAGUUGUCGGGAACCCCAGAGAGGCCAAGGCUGUGCGUGUUCAGGUCUAACAACCAUAUUUAUGCUCAAGUGAUCGAUGACAUAGCUGGUCACACCCUAUGUGCUGCGUGCACGCUCACCAAGGGAGUGAAAGAAGAGACUGGUGGGAAAGGCAACAACAAGGAUGCUGCAUUUAAGGUUGGCAAACUUGUUGCUGAGCGGUGUUUGGAGAAGGGAGUGUCCCAAGUGUGCUUCGAUCGGGCUGGAUACUUGUACCAUGGCCGCGUCCAGGCUGUGGCGGAUGGUGCACGAGAGGCUGGCCUUCAGUUUUGA